AUGUCUUCGUUGACAUUCUUCCACGACUUUGUCUCGCAGCCUGCACGAGCCGUCGACCUUCUUCUGGGAGCUGGCAAAAUCGAGCACGUAAAACAUUCGGUGAAGCUUGGAGAAGGAGCGCAUAAGAAAGAUGAAGAGUUUGGUAAAGUUUGCCCAACCAGACAACUCCCGGCCAUCUGUGAUGGUGACUUCUGCCUGUUUGAGAGCUCUUCCAUUCUGAAGUACCUGGUGAGAGAGUAUAAUCUGCCGGAGCACUGGUACCCAUCAGAUGUACAGCGUCAGGCCAAGAUUGACGAGUACCUGGGGUGGCAUGGUACUAACCUACGCAGAGGAGCAGCUUGGUACCUCGCAAAUAAAUACGUCGCUCCCAUACUCAUUGGCGGUACUCCAAAUCCAGACAAGCUAAAGGAGCUUGAAGGGGUCCAGAAAAGGAGCAAAGACAUGCUCGAAAACUACUUUCUGAAGGACAAGAAGUUUAUUGGUGGAGACGAGAUCUGCAUUGCUGAUCUGCAGGCCGUGUGCGAGUUCACUCAGUUCUGGAUGGUGCACAUUGACCCUUGCGAGGGCUACCCGCGAAUCGCCCAGUGGAUAAAGGAUGUCCAAGCCGCCAUUGGGCAGGAAAUUUUUCGACGAAGUUCACGUGGCUGUCCAACGCGAGCCGUCGGCCUUCUUCUGGGAGCUGCCAAAAUCGAGCAUGUAAAACAUCCGUUGAAGCUGGCAGGAGGAGAGCAUAAGAAAGAUGAAGAGUUUGGUAAAGUUUGCCCAACCAGAGAAGUCCCGGCUAUCUGUGAUGGUGACUUCUGCCUGUUUGAAAGCUCCUCCAUUCUGAAGUACCUCGUGAGGAAGUAUAAUCUGCCGGAGCACUGGUACCCAUCCGAUGUACAACGUCAGGCCAAGAUUGACGAGUACCUGGGGUGGCAUGGGACUAACCUACGCAGAGGAGUAGCUGGGUACCUUUAUAAUAAAUACAUUGCCCCCAAGUUCUUUGGCGGUACUCCAAAUCCAGACAAGCUAAAGGACCUUGAAGGUGUCCAGAAAAGGAGCAAAGACAUGCUCGAAAACUACUUUCUGAAGGACAAGAAGUUUAUUGGUGGAGACGAGAUCUGCAUUGCUGAUCUGCAGGCCAUCUGCGAGCUCACUCAGUUCUGGAUGAUGCACAUUGACCCUUGCGAGGGCUACCCGCGAAUCACCCAGUGGAUAAAGGAUGUCCAAGCUGCCAUUGGGCAGGAAAUUUUCGACGAAGUUCACGUGUUUGUGUACUCCAUGCGAGACCAGAACAUGUUUGGCACCAAGUGA
This is a messenger RNA of Geodia barretti, 1296 nucleotides long. NCBI's taxonomy places the organism in Eukaryota, Metazoa, Porifera, Demospongiae, Tetractinellida, Geodiidae. The record is from the annotation of a GenBank genome assembly.